Molecule: messenger RNA, 2288 nt
Organism: Bombus pyrosoma
Lineage: Eukaryota; Metazoa; Arthropoda; Insecta; Hymenoptera; Apidae
Product: MTOR-associated protein MEAK7
Exons: 2
Coding region: 257-1588 (443 amino acids)
Source: RefSeq, a predicted model, not a curated record
GUGAGCGCACUAGUAGCAGGUUACUUGCAUUUGCGACUAACCUCAAAAUAUCUUAUUUAUUGUGUCGGCUCGGGGAAGCUCCCGGACCGCACGAGUUCCGUUUCGGAAUUUCGUUUCAAAUGCUUGGUAAUCCAUUCUGAAAGAAAGUACGCGUACUUGCGUACUUCUAUUACCGUGAUUCGUGUCGAAUCGAAGUUUUCACUGGGAAAACUGAGGUAUAUGGAUUGAUGUGGAAAGUACUCCUCGCUUUCGAAAGAUGGGUCAUGGUUCGAGCCGUUCCGCUUCAUCCGCGAAUAUCCUCUCCGCGGAGGAGCUGACCUUGGUGGAGAAUCUGUUCAAGUCCAUGUCCCGAAGUUCAGGCUCUAUAAAACGCGAAGAUAUAUUCAAACACUGGUCCAGUCAUUUGGAUGAUGUACUACUGCAAUUUGUAGUAAGGUUUCUCUGUCAUGAACCAGGAAAGAGAGUGUCUGCCAUAAACGGAGAGAAUUUUGGGAGAUUGUAUGUGUUUGCCAUACGUGGCAGUCCAGAGGAGAGGACUAGCCUGAUUUUCAAUGGCUUCUCGGAAGAGGAGCAGAAACAUGAAAUACCCACUGCAACGUUCCUUCAAUAUCUUCAAGCUACCAUUAAUUCCUACUUGAGACUACAAAAAAACUCUGGGAAUGCACACUACUUAACAUGGAGCAGCAUUGGCUGCACAGUAAACACUAGGAGAAUAGGGAUGAGAUCCAGAAGUUUGUGCGUAGAUCUAGUCAAACAUGGUGAGACACUGACCACCGAACAAGUAGAGAACUGGUUCUCUACAACAACCACUUUCAAUAUCAUACAAUCGCACGUUUUUCAGUGCCUUUUCUUGGUUUCUCAGAAAAAAGGAGACAAGAAUGCAAGCAGUAGAAUAAAUGAUUUGAACCUCUUGCCAGGUUGCAAGGGUUUGGAGAAUAUACCACAUUUUCCAAGCAUUCUGGGAUUGGGUGAUGUUCUGUUCUUGAAUCUCAGUUUGCCUCACGAGCUUCGCAACGAAUGGAGAUUUUUAUUUUCUAGUCAAGUGCAUGGAGAAUCAUUUUCCACUAUGCUUGGAAGAAUCACCAUGCAAGGAUCGACUAUUUUAAUUCUUCAGGACACCGAUGACCAUGUGUUUGGAGGUUUUGCCUCUGAUAGUUGGAGAAUUGGACCGAAUUUCAUUGGAAACCAAUCUUCCUUCUUAUUCAAACUUGAACCAGAUAUACUUACAUUUCCUUGCACUGGUUACAACAACCAUUUCCAGUACUUAAAUCUUCAUCAACAAACUAUGCCUAAUGGGCUGCUCAUGGGAGGACAGUUGAAUUAUCCAGGCUUAUGGCUUGACUGUGAAUAUGGAACUGGAAAAUCAAGCUUGUCCUGCACAACCUUCCAGAAUUAUGUGCAACUCAGUGGCAAGGAGAAUUUUAGGAUUAAACACUGUGAGGUUUGGGGUGUCGGUCCUAUUCCAAAAGUCGAAGAAGAAGAACAAGAUGCAAGGUCAGUUUUGGAUCAAGAUUCUACCUCAAGAGUCAUAUUAGAGAUGUCUGGUCGCAAGAUGUACAGUGAUGGAUUGAGAGAAAAGAAGGAGUAAUUGUGAUAUUAGACAUUUGUCUGAGAUAGUAUGGAAAAGAGGAAAAAAGGAAAACAUAUCAGGCUAUUCAAAACUGUAUCAGCUUUGUAGAAACAAAAGGAAGUCAUUGUAUAAUACAAUACCUGUAAAUGUAAAAAAAUAGAAAAAAAAGAUGAUUCUCUAGUUUUCGUGGAAUUGUUUCAACAGAAUAAUAUUAAUAGUUACUAAAAAAAAUGAUCAACAAUCGCGUUCUUCAAGCAUUUUCUUCUGGUUGUUUACUAGCUGAUCUUUUUGAAAAAAAUUUCAUGUCCCUGUAACGGCCUGAUCUCUCGUACUAAUGUCAUUAAAAAUUGACUCUACCAUCGAUGGAGCAAUAUUAAAACAAAAAUAUAUAUAUAUAUACACGCAGAGAAAAAAGAAAUGAAAAAAAAUAUACCGUACGAGUUGCUGUGUUUUUCGAAUGCCUAUUAUCUAGUGCCUGGUGAGUCAUCAAUCAUUUUUAAUCGGACUUCUUGAUACGCUGAAUAAAGUCUAUCGACGAGGAGAAACUUGUACAACACAUAUUCAUUACUAUUGUUACAUAAGACUGUGUGUGUUAUUCGUAUAUGAGUCGGCUGGCGGUCAAUGUUCCCUCUGUUCUGUUGAGAGAACAAAGCCAAAGAGCAAACAUUGCACUGCUGUUCAGUAUAAUGCUAAGAGUUCAAUAAAGAAUUGAAACCUC